AUGGGCUUCUCACGGCGACGGCUUCCCUUGCUGCAGAGCACAGGCCCGAGGGUGCUCAGCCUUCGGGUCUUCCUGGACCAGGAACUGAUCCAGCAGCCGCUGCACUGCAAGCGGCUGCAGCAGGAGGUCUCAGGGCUCCGUGAGGAGUUCAGGAAGCAGGAGGCCCGCUGGGCAGCCACCCACCGUGAGCUCCGGGCCCAGGUGGACGCGUUGGUGAAGCAGAACCUGGAGCUGCGGGCUGGGCUAAGGGCCUCGGAGCGGCGGCGCCUGGAGGCCAAGCGGAGCGCGGCGGGCUCGGUGCACGUGAGAAGACACUCAGAGGCUCGGGUACCGGGGCCUCUGUUUGCCAGCCCAGAGCAUCACCCACACAGCCGUGUGCUUGGUGCUGGGGUGUCAGAGUCUGCUUUUGGGAAAAUGUCCCCUCUGCCAGCUGAUACAGGGAUAACGCCGAAACACGCUGGCCAAAGUAACAGCGCAGCGCUCCUAGGACUGCCUUCAGGAAAGCUAAUAAGCAGAGAGACAGAGAAAACUGACUCAGGGAAACCGAUACCAUGUGAAGAUGGAGAUAAAGCUCUUUCCAGAAGGCUUCAAGACAGACAUGCAAAGCCUCGUGGGAGGAAACAAGCCUCUGAAGAAAAGCCAGCCCCGUCUGAGGAUGGAAAGGUGCUCCAACAAUCACCCCAAAGUCUGCAGAAAUGGAGCGGCAGGAGGUCCCCAGCGCCAGCUGCUCUUGCGGUCGCCCCCCAGGACCACGGAGCCAAGGAUGACCCAGACACGUGCUCCUCGCCCUCCAGGAGUGAUGCAAGCAGGCUCCCCGCCCUGGUCCCGACGGAUGAGCCCACGUGUUCCUCCCCAAGCAUCUCCGAGGAGCCACAGGACCUUCCUGUAGAACCAGAGUUGCCCCCAGAUGCAUCCCAGCAUGAGGACACCAAGAUGAAACAGGAGGAGGAGGGGGAGGGCCAGCACCCCAAGGACAAGGGGGAACAGGCACUCAGCAACAGUUGUAAAAUGGACACUUUCUCAAAAGGCACCGAGAAGGAUGUACGUGCUGACAAGACCACCACCCACGAUGUUCCAAUUGGGACGUGA
Bubalus bubalis (water buffalo) is the source of this 1089-nucleotide messenger RNA. It is a transcript of the gene TCP10L, whose product is annotated as t-complex 10 like. The record is from RefSeq and is a predicted model, not a curated record. Bases 1 to 1089 code for a protein of 362 amino acids. Gene Ontology annotation, biological process: cilium assembly; centriole elongation. NCBI's taxonomy places the organism in Eukaryota, Metazoa, Chordata, Mammalia, Artiodactyla, Bovidae. The transcript has 9 exons. Gene Ontology annotation, molecular function: tubulin binding. Gene Ontology annotation, cellular component: nucleus; centrosome; centriole.